AUGUUGGACAUAAUCAACCAAGUAAACAUACCGAGAUGCUAUUUCUCCACGGGUGAUCUGACGACUCUGGACAUCCACACGUUCGUGGAUGCAAGUGAAAUAGCGUAUUCGUGUGUUUCGUAUUUCCGGAUUGCGAAUCCCUACGGUCCAGCAGAGGUGGCAUUCGUAGCAGCGAAGACCAAGGUAGCCCCCGUCAAGCCAACAACCAUUCCCCGUCUGGAACUCAUGGCUUGCGUGCUUGGAGUACGGCUGGCCAAAUUCGUAGUCGAUGGACAUUCACUUCCAGUUCGAAAACAAUUCUUCUGGAGUGACUCCGAAGUUGCAAUGAGUUGGAUUAACGCGGAUCCCCGGAAGUAUCGGCCCUUUGUUGCUUUCCGAGUGGGCGAAAUAUUGGAAAAAUCUAACCGCGAGGAAUGGCGCUGGGUGUCAUCUAAGCUAAACCCGGCAGACGAAGCAACGAAGUGGGGAUCAGGACCGUACUUCGACAAGAACAGUAUUUGGUACAGCGGACCUGCAUUUCUUCGCCACUGUGAAGAUCAGUGGCCACCGAGGAAAAUCUACGAUAAGGUGAUGGACGACCAACGCGCCUGCUAUGCCCAUCGCAAUCUACAAAUGCCGGAGCAAUUGCUGGACGCCGGAAGGUUCUCCUCAUGGAAAAGGAUGUUACGCGUGAUGGCCUACGUUUGCCGAUUUGUGAACAAUUGUCGAACGUCAAGCACUGGUCAAGAGCGGAAAAGCGAUCAUCUGACGCAGUCAGAGUUGCGGAAAGCCGAGGAAUGUGUAUUUCGAGCUGUGCAAUGGGAUUCAUAUACUGACGAACUAGCUGUUUUGACCAAGAACCAACGUCUGCCAGUUCAGAAGCGCCAACCAUUGGAAAAGACCAGCGCUCUCUACAAAAUUUCACCGAUGUUAGACGCAGCAGGAGUUUUGCGAGUGGACAGUAGAAUCGGUGCAGCUCAGCAUGUGUCGGCCGAGAUGAAAUUCCCGGUUAUCCUUCCGAAGCGGCAUCGUUUGACCACGUUGAUUCUUGAAGAUCUCCAUCGUAAGUUGCUGCACGCAAACAAUGAAGCUGUCGUAAACGAAGUGCGGCAACGCUACUACAUAGCACAGCUGUGCACGCAAGUACGACAAGUGUCCCUCCAAUGUCAAUUUUGCAAAAUACGUAGAGCCCAACCAAUGGUACCACGAAUGGCUCCCCUGCCUAGUGCUAGACUAUCUUCGUAUGUACGGCCCUUUACUUACUGCGGUCUAGAUUACUUUGGGCCCUUAUUGGUGAAAGUGAACCGCAGCCACGUAAAGCGUUGGGUGGCCAUAUUCACAUGCCUGACAAUACGUGCCGUUCAUGUGGAAGUUAUCCACACGCUUUCUACCGAAUCCUGCAUCAAAGGGGUACGCCGGUUCAUCUGUCGUCGGGGAAGUCCCGCUGAAAUCUACAGCGAUAACGCAACUUGUUUCCACGGGGCCGACCGUCUUCUGAGAGAGCAGAUCAACAAAGGACUUGCUGCGGAGUUUACAAGCACGCAAACCGAGUGGAAGUUCAUUCCCCCAGGCACUCCGCACAUGGGGGGAGCCUGGGAGAGACUGGUCAGGUCGAUUAAGGUGGCUCUGGCCGCAAUCCAGGACGGUAGCCAGAAAUUGGACGACGAGUCUUUACUGACUUUUUUGGCGGAAGCAGAAGGUAUCGUCAACUGCAGACCACUCACAUACUUGCCUCUGGACUCGAUCGAGCAGGAAGCCUUAACCCCGAACCAUUUUUUGUUGGGCAGUUCGUCGGGAGUUCGUUUACCAAUUGUGCAGACAGACAACGAAGUAUCUCUUCUGAAAGGUUCGUGGACAGCCAUUCAGAAAUACCUGGACAUCUUUUGGAAGCGCUGGACUAGGGAAUACCUCCCGACUCUUACGAAACGCACGAAAUGGUUCGGCGAAGUGAAACCGGUUCAGCCUGGAGACCUGGUUCUCAUCGUAAAUGAUACUAAACGCAACGGGUGGAUACGCGGUCGAGUGCUUGAGGUAUUGCCAGCUGCGGAUGGACGUGUACGCCAAGCCAUGGUACAGACUGCUGGAAGUGCUCCUACAAGAAAACCAAUAUCGAAACUGGCGGUCUUAGAGGUAUCAUCAGAUGCUGAAACCAAGGACGGAGUAGGUUCCACCAGGGGGGAGGAUGUUGCGAAACUGGCAACCCCGCCAGAGCGAAAACUCAGCGAAAGACCACUGACGGAACAGAAGAUCGAUACUUGAAACGUCAUGGUAUAGAUAGAAGAAAAAGUACCUAGAUGUGUGAUGCAACGUUAAUGCGGUAUCUAGAGUAGCAAAAAAUUCACUUUAAUCUAUUGAUUUUACGUGUAAAUCGGUGCAAAAAUUGGGCUUAGUGAAUAUUAAUUGCAGGUCCUAUGCAUUGAUCGCCAAAUCCAGAUAGAUCUAACCUCUUUUUUCACUCAACCCGACGCAGUUCGUAGGGAUCAUAAUUACUCAUUAUUAAACAAGAAGUAAGCAUCUAAUACCAACUAAAGUACAAUUAAUUAAUUAUUUCUAUAUUCGUAGCCCAAAACUGCUAGUUGAGACAUAGUUAUAAUUAUUGUUCGGGAGCAUUGAAUGAAUUUG
Aedes albopictus (Asian tiger mosquito) is the source of this 2601-nucleotide messenger RNA. RefSeq lists its product as uncharacterized. The transcript has 2 exons. NCBI's taxonomy places the organism in Eukaryota, Metazoa, Arthropoda, Insecta, Diptera, Culicidae. Gene Ontology annotation, biological process: DNA integration. The coding region runs from base 1 to 2238 and encodes 745 amino acids. Gene Ontology annotation, molecular function: nucleic acid binding. The record is from RefSeq and is a predicted model, not a curated record.